Messenger RNA from Lactuca sativa (garden lettuce), 1807 nucleotides. Its product is annotated as FBD-associated F-box protein At4g10400-like. The record is from RefSeq and is a predicted model, not a curated record. Lineage: Eukaryota; Viridiplantae; Streptophyta; Magnoliopsida; Asterales; Asteraceae. Gene Ontology annotation, molecular function: protein binding.
AAGCUAUACUCAAUAACGAAAAUACUUUAGAAAAAUUUGUAAAAACUAAAAAAAUAUUACUUUCCGAAAAGCAAAAAGAAACAAAAGCAACAUCGGCCAGCCCAUCACCUGUGUAUGCUUCUAUCUGUCCGUUUUUGAACUGUUUGAGCUUUGGAACUUCCACCGCAAUCAACAAUUGGAUCCCUUCAACCUAACAUCCAAUUUCACAUAAGCAAUCCCAACACCUUAUAUUAUUAUUUCUAGAUAUACUUUCAAAUCCUAAAUUUCAAUGUGAGAAUUAUCCAUUAAUCAGGUCUUGAGACUUGAGAGGAUUCUGAAGUUGGUGUGUUUAAAUUAUUAGGUGAAGAAAAUGAGUUCCAUAAGUGAAAAUGUAGAUAGGCUUACUUGCUUGCCUGAAGAGAUUACUUCACAUAUACUCUCUCUAAUUCCUAUAAGAUUGGCAGUGCAAACAAGCAUUCUAUCAAAAAGAUGGAGGUACACUUGGAUGUUGCUCAAGAAGCUCGACUUCAAUGAUUAUCCACUUGUAUUUGAUAGAGAUUCCUUAUCAAAAUUUGUGGAUAAUGUAUUCGAGCUUUGCAAAACAUCCCACAUCGAAGUAUUCCGGUUACACUUUACUUACAUUUGGGUUCGAAAAUCAAGCGUGUCAAAGUGGAUUAAUGAAGCCAUUAGGUUAAACAUUCGAGAGCUUGACAUACAAGUCUUGCUGCUUGAGUUGCCUCUAAGGUUGUUCACGUGCAAGACCCUCACAAAAUUAAGAUUAGUUGAGAGUUGUUUUGAGACAGGUGUUUUGAACUUUCCAUCUCCAGUCAUACUUCCUAGUGUGAAAACCCUUGACAUAAGUGUUAGAAGCAAACCUUGUGUCAAUGCAUUUAAACUCAUCCAUGGUUGCCCAAUACUUGAAAGUUUAUCUCUGCAAGUAGCAUGGCGUAAUGAUGAAGAAGAAUAUAAUUUCAAUAUUCCUAGUUUGAAGCGAUUGGAACUAAGAACACUGAAAUGUAUAUCAGUUAUCAACAAAGUUGUUCUCAAUGUCCCUAAUCUUGAAUACUUCCUUGUUGGUGGGGUCUUGUGUUCUCUAUUUGUGAUGAAAGAUUUGUCAAAUUUAGUUGAGGCAAGCGUUUCUUUUUUUGAUGUAAGAUUUAAUCAUCUGGAGGCUGAGCUUCUAAACGGAAUGAGUGGAGCUAAGUCACUUUCAUGGUCCACAUCAACAGUUGAUGUACCAUUGAAUUCACAUCUGCCUAAGUUUCCCAAUUUGAAACACAUGGAGUUGAAGGGUUCAUGUUCUCGAUGGUUGUCAAUGUUUCAUGUGCUUGAAAACUCUUCUGAGUUGGAACAUUUAUGUAUUGAUGAGCCAGAAGAAUCAUGUUGGAUUGAGCCGCAACCAAUUCCCACUUGUAUGCUUUCAAAACUUACAACCUUGAAAUUUAAAAAAUGCAAGGGUCGGAAAUGGGAUUUACAAUUCCUAGAAUAUAUUUUGGGGAAUUCUGAGGUUUUGAAGACACUAACAAUCAUCACUUCUGUAAGCUUGACCCCGAAAAAAGAAAUGUGGUUGUGUGCACAGUUGUUAAAGUUUCCAAGGGCUUCAAGGUCUUGCGAGAUUCAUUUUGUUGGGAAUUGGUCUCAUUAUACAUGUAACUAGUUUUUUUGUCCUAAGAAGAAUGUAUGUAUGUAUAUAUGUAUUAUGCAAUGACUUAUAUUGUGUAUGUUUCAUUUUGCAUGGGAGAUAAGUUAUGCAAUGACAUUCAAGUGUAUAUAUACAUUUUGUGAUAGUUACAAGAUAUCUAUGGAAAUGUUCAGCAUGUUAUUUCAA